AUGUCGAUCCUUAAGCUAGAGCUUACUAAAGCCUACCUUAUCGACAAUUUCAACAAAGGUUUUAUCGAACCUUCAAUAGCGCUAUUUGCAGCUCCAAUCUUGUUUGCUAAAAAGCAAGACGGUUCCUUCCGCUUUUAUAUUGACUUCCGCGCGCUAAACAACCUUACUCGUAAAGAUCGAUACCCUUUCCUUUUGAUCGAUAAGACCUUCGCACGUCUUUUAAGAGCUAAAAUCUUUACGAAACUCGACAUUCGGCAAGCCUUUCACAAAAUACAGAUAGACUCAGCUUCAAAAGAGCUCACAACAUUUAAGACACGCUACGACGACAUCCUGAUCUACUCCUCCGACCUUUUGGAGCACGCUUAUUACGUUCGCUAA
This is a messenger RNA of Drepanopeziza brunnea f. sp. 'multigermtubi' MB_m1, 378 nucleotides long. NCBI's taxonomy places the organism in Eukaryota, Fungi, Ascomycota, Leotiomycetes, Helotiales, Drepanopezizaceae. The record is from RefSeq and is a predicted model, not a curated record.